Orcinus orca (killer whale) is the source of this 3581-nucleotide messenger RNA. It is a transcript of the gene PLG, whose product is annotated as plasminogen. The record is from RefSeq and is a predicted model, not a curated record. Gene Ontology annotation, molecular function: signaling receptor binding; serine-type endopeptidase activity. The transcript is spliced from 19 exons. The coding region runs from base 75 to 2513 and encodes 812 amino acids. Gene Ontology annotation, biological process: proteolysis. Lineage: Eukaryota; Metazoa; Chordata; Mammalia; Artiodactyla; Delphinidae. Gene Ontology annotation, cellular component: extrinsic component of plasma membrane.
UUCCUCUCAUGUAAGUCAAUAACAUCUUGGGAUUGGGACACACUGUUUUCCGGACACUGCUGGUCAGUUCCAAAAUGGUACAUAUGGAGGUGGUCCUUCUACUUCUUUUAUUUCUGAAAUCAGGUCUUGGAGACCCCCUGGAUGACUAUGUAAAUACCCAGGGAGCUUCCCUGUUUAGUUUGACGAGGAAGCAGCUGGUGACAGGAAGCAUAGACGAAUGUGCAACAAACUGUGAGGAGGAAAAAGAUUUCAUUUGCAGGGCAUUCCAGUAUCACAGUAAAGAACAACAAUGUGUGAUAAUGGCUGAAAACAGCAAGUUUUCCCCAGUCCUUAGGAUGAGGGAUGUCGUUUUAUUUGAGAAGAGAAUGUACCUUUCAGAGUGCAAGACUGGAACUGGGAAGAAUUACAGGGGGACCGUGGCCAAAACAAAGAGUGGUGUUGCCUGUCAAAAAUGGAGCGACAAUUCUCCACACGUACCCAACUUUUCACCUGAAAAGUAUCCUUUAGCGGGAUUGGAUGAGAACUACUGCAGGAACCCAGACAAUGAUAAGAAGGGACCUUGGUGUUACACCACAGAUCCAGGCACGAGAUUUGACUACUGCGACAUUCCUCAAUGUGAAGAUGAAUGUAUGCAUUGCAGUGGAGAACAUUACGAGGGCAAAAUUUCCAAGACCGUGUCUGGACUUGAUUGCCAGGCGUGGGACUCUCAGAGCCCCCAUGCUCAUGGAUACAUUCCUGCCAAAUUUCCAAACAAGAAUCUGAAGAUGAAUUACUGUCGUAACCCUGAUGGGGAGCCCCGCCCAUGGUGUUUCACCACCGAUCCCAGCAAACGCUGGGAAUUCUGUGACAUCCCGAGAUGUACAACACCGCCACCAUCUUCUGGGCCAACAUAUCAGUGUCUGAAGGGAAGAGGCGAAAACUAUAGAGGAACAGUGGCUGUCACCGUAUCUGGGCACACCUGUCAACGCUGGGGUGAGCAGACACCCCACAAGCACAACAGGACCCCAGAAAACUUUCCCUGCAGAAAUUUGGAAGAAAACUAUUGUCGUAACCCUGAUGGAGAAACAGGUCCAUGGUGCUAUACAACCAACAGUGAAGUGAGGUGGGAAUACUGCACGAUACCAUCCUGUGAGCCCUCUCCAUUAUCCACGGAACGUUUGGAUGCCCCAGCACCACCUGAACAAACUCCUGUAGCCCAGGACUGCUACCAGGAUAAUGGGCAGAGUUAUCGAGGGACAUCAUCCACUACUAUCACAGGAAGGAAAUGUCAAUCUUGGUCAUCAAUGUUUCCACACCGGCACCAGAAGACCCCAGGAAACUACCCAAAUGCUGGCUUGACAAUGAACUACUGCAGAAAUCCAGAUGCUGAUAAAAGCCCUUGGUGUUAUACCACUGAUCCGAGCGUCAGAUGGGAGUUCUGUAACCUGAAGAAAUGCUCAGGAGCACAAGAGCAGGUCACAGAAUCUCCAACUGCUGCCCAGGCUCCAAGUAUACAGGAUCCUUCUGAAGCAGACUGCAUGUUCGGCACUGGUAAAGGAUACCGGGGCAAGAAGGCGACCACGGUGGCCGGUGUCCCCUGCCAGGAGUGGGCUGCCCAGGAGCCCCACAAACACAACAUUUUCACUCCAGAGACAAACCCAUGGGCAGGUUUGGAAAAAAAUUACUGCCGCAAUCCUGAUGGUGAUGUCAAUGGUCCCUGGUGCUACACGACAAAUCCAAGAAAACUUUUUGACUACUGUGAUGUCCCUCAUUGUGCUUCCUCUUCAUUUGAUUGUGGAAAGCCCCAGAUAGAGCCGAAGAAGUGUCCUGGAAGGGUUGUAGGUGGGUGCGUGUCCACCCCACACUCCUGGCCCUGGCAAGUCAGCCUUCGAAAAAGAUUUCCUUCUAGAAGCCACUUCUGUGGAGGCACCUUAAUAUCCCCAGAGUGGGUGUUGACUGCUGCCCACUGCCUGGACAGCUACUCAGGGCCAGCAUCAUACAAGGUCGUCCUGGGCGCACACCGAGAGACCGCCGUUGAAGACAGUGUCCAGGAAAUACAAGUGGCCAAGCUGUUCCCGGAGCCCACUCGGGCCGACAUGGCCUUGCUCAAGCUGAGCAGCCCUGCCAUCAUCACCGAAAAGGUAAUCCCAGCUUGUCUGCCAUCCCCGAAUUAUGUGGUCGCGGACCGGACAGUAUGUUACAUCACUGGCUGGGGAGAAACCCAAGGCACUUACGGUGCUGGCUUGCUCAAGGAAGCCCGGCUGCCUGUGAUUGAAAACAAGGUGUGCAAUCGCUAUGAGUAUCUGAAUGGGAGAGUCAAACCCACCGAGCUGUGUGCGGGGCAUCUGACUGGAGGUGCUGACAGCUGCCAGGGUGACAGUGGAGGGCCUCUGGUUUGCUUUGAGAAGGACAAAUACAUUUUACAAGGAGUCACUUCAUGGGGUCUUGGCUGUGCACGCCCCAAUAAGCCUGGUGUGUACGUUCGUGUUUCUAAGUUUGUUACUUGGAUUGAAGAAACAAUGAGAAAGAAUUAAUUAGAUGGGAGACAGAGUGAAGCAUCAGCGGAUCUGAAGCUGGAACCUGGGUAGGGAAUUCAGCGUGCUCAAAACUAAUUGACGGUAAUCAAACUAAGUUUGACACUGUACUUAGCUACUAGCUACUGCCAACCGCAACAUUUGUUUGUAUUGCUGUGGAUAACUUGUUCCUGUCCAUGGACUGCUGGAUUCUGUAAUAAUGAGGCAAUACAGCUAUGACAUUUGUUGAAAAUAAACUCUGUACUUCCUUUGACUUAAUUUUUUGAUUUUCACUGUUUUCAUGCUCUUCAUUCAUCCUACCAAUUGUAAAUGGUGUAACUCUUACAGACCUGAGUGAUUUUGUUCCCUCUCAUAAGGAAGAGAGGAACGAGAAGCCUGUAAGAUGAACAUAGAAGCCCUAGUAAGUCACCUAUAUAUUUACCUUGUCACACAUCUUUAAUGUCUUUAUUUUUGGCACUGAGAUGAAUGUUUUCAAAGCUGCAGCAUAUAUGGGGAAUCAUGAGAGCAAAUUCUGUUCUUGGGAAUGAAAUCUGUUACUGACAACUUGACUCUAGCCCAGCACAGGAGACCCUGGGCAGACAGCUGUAUUCUGAGAAGUAAACCGGGCAAUGGAAGUGUCGUAACACAAGACCAGCUAAGAGUCUGAAUGGUAUUCUGGGUCACAUAUGAGUCUAGGAAUGGUGCCAAGAGCCUGGAAAGGAGCAAUGAACAUAUACUGAAGGUGGACUAUUUAAUUUCCAUCAGUAAUUGGCUGCCUGGAUAUGUAGUAUACUUUGUCACACGGGAAGAGUGUUUUACAGUGACUCACGUUCAGAAAGAAGAGAAAGGAUGCCAAUUGAUUUUUCUUGACAAUUUACAUUUUUUUAUUGUUAUCAGAACCCAAAUGUCAACUCAAAAUACAAUUCCAAGGUGAUAGUAUCAAGAAGCAACAGUCAUCUCACAGCAAAGAGAAAAAUGCAAAAGAAACAAAAAUGCAAGGGUGUAUGAAUAAAGGGUAAGUGCAGCAUUACACCCUUAAAGAACUGUGUUUAUUUCAUUGAAAAAUAAAGUAUUCAUAUUCAAUUCUGA